This is a messenger RNA of Drosophila persimilis, 1452 nucleotides long. RefSeq lists its product as uncharacterized. The record is from RefSeq and is a predicted model, not a curated record. Lineage: Eukaryota; Metazoa; Arthropoda; Insecta; Diptera; Drosophilidae. Gene Ontology annotation, biological process: negative regulation of phosphatase activity. The transcript has a single exon. Gene Ontology annotation, molecular function: phosphatase binding. Bases 1 to 1368 code for a protein of 455 amino acids.
AUGUUACGCCUGCACGUGGAUGACUAUUCGCCAAAAUACUACAGUGGCAAAUGGUCCUGGGACUGGAAGAAGGACGCCCUACACUUUGAGCCGCACAAUGAUCUAUCAGAUGCCAAGGAGCGGUACAUCACCACGAAUUCCUUCAAGUUUCUCCGAACCAUGAACCAGGAGGAAGAGCUCGUUUUUCGGCAUGUUUUCGCAAGAGCCGAUACGACUUACGAUACCAAUUCGGUGGUGCUCAACGAUAUACGAGAUCUAGUACUGUUUUUCAUGCCAAGUGAGUUUCUGUCAUACAAAUUUGUUGAAUUCAUGCACCAUCGGGCGGUGUAUCACCUCCUUCAUUCGCUGACCAUCUACUUUGAGUACUACCUCCGAAUGGUGGAGUUCGUAAUGAUACGACGAGAUGAACUUUCCGGACAAAUGGGCCAGAUUCAAAGCGAGCAAACGAAUGAUAUGAAGCGGGUAUUCUCUGUAUAUUUGAGUCAAUAUCGGAUGCUCGUGGCACGCAACUACAGCAUAAUCGUCAAGGCAGAAGGUGACUUAGGAAAGUUUUACCACAUGAAGGUGGUCAACAUUUCGGCCACCAUUUGGGAGAAGAACUUCCACGAGCAGUUACUCGCAUGCAGCACUCAGAUCGUGUGGAUUGCGAUGCAUCGCAGGGCCUACAAUAUCAUCGAAAUGGAGAUGAAUCGCUUGUUUCGCUCCGAUCACUUUGUCACGGCUCGAACAGAGUAUCCCACCUUCUCGCCAGUGGAGAGGAGCCUCCUUUACGGACGGAGCUCCAAGAACAUGAACUAUCGCAAGCAGGUGUCGCCCCUCAUUCAGGAGUUGGAGAAUCCCAAGGAGGAGGACCUGCCCAUUCUGUGGAUCGGAGAACGCAAAUAUCGUGGCACUAACAUUCGCAUAAUGGAGAUCGAGCUGGAGUACAUUGUGCCGCCACCGCAACUCCGCCUGAUCGACGUGGCCCAUGGUAUUUUGGGGCAUCCCAGGAAGCUCUACAACACCAUCCUGGAACUGGAUUGGUCUGCGGUGCGGUACUGCAACUUAUCGAUGAAACAUGACCCCUAUUUCAUGGUUCGACAGCCCCGUCUUAAGAUCCCCAAGAUGGAUGAAAUGAAGAGGCACCAAAUGGCGGAGACCUACGAAAGUUUCUACAAAAUCAACGAGAUAUACGAUCUUCCUUCCCAUGCCAUCUACUUAAAGUGGGUGAAACGCGACAAACUCCUCGAAAACUAUCGUGCUGGAGGCCUGCUUACGAGUAACUACCUGCGAGCCGAGAACGAGUUGAACAGGACGAGCCUCGGGCCCAGCGUCGAUCAGAUUAUUUCCAACUACAGGAAGGCCAUGGUCAAGCAUCGCAAGCGUUAAAUUGUUUUUCCUUCAAUUCCAUUUUCAUGGUUCAGCAUAUUCGUUGUAUGUUUCGUGUCUAUUUGUAUACUUUUUAUAUAUUUG